Messenger RNA from Topomyia yanbarensis, 3038 nucleotides. It is a transcript of the gene mAcon1, whose product is annotated as probable aconitate hydratase, mitochondrial. The record is from RefSeq and is a predicted model, not a curated record. The transcript has 6 exons. NCBI's taxonomy places the organism in Eukaryota, Metazoa, Arthropoda, Insecta, Diptera, Culicidae. Gene Ontology annotation, biological process: tricarboxylic acid cycle. The coding region runs from base 182 to 2542 and encodes 786 amino acids. Gene Ontology annotation, cellular component: mitochondrion; cytosol. Gene Ontology annotation, molecular function: 4 iron, 4 sulfur cluster binding; aconitate hydratase activity.
AACUUUCAUAUUCAUUCCAUUCCUCGACCGGAUCGCGGAGUGUUAGGUAAUUUUUUCUUCGCUGGCGCGGGUGCUUAGAAAAGUGAAAGAGUACAGAGAAAAUCUUCCAGCUAAGAAGGCUGAAGAUCCGUUUUCAAAGCGCAAGUGAUUGAUUUUCGUCGGAUAAUUCGAACCUGACAAUAUGGUUCACUACGCCCGGUUGUUAAACGUGCAGGCAAAGCGAGCCGCGCUGUAUGCUGUUGAAUCUCAGCAACGCCAGUUCCACGCUUCGUGCGCUGUCGCCGCUAAAGUUGCACUGUCCAAGUUUGAUCAGGAUGUGUACUUGCCGUACGAGAAGCUACAAAAGAACGUGGAAGUGGUCAAGAAGCGCCUGGGCCGUCCAUUGACCCUCAGUGAGAAGGUUCUGUACGGUCAUUUGGAUGAUCCGGCUAACCAGGACAUCCAACGUGGUGUUUCGUACUUGAGACUGCGACCGGAUCGUGUUGCUAUGCAAGAUGCUACCGCUCAGAUGGCCAUGUUGCAGUUUAUUUCUUCCGGACUGCCGAAGGUUGCCGUGCCAUCGACUAUUCACUGUGACCAUUUGAUUGAGGCUCAGGUCGGGGGCGAAAAGGAUUUGGCCCGUGCUAAGGACUUGAACGCUGAGGUGUAUAAGUUUUUGGCUACUGCUGGUGCUAAGUACGGUGUUGGUUUUUGGAAGCCAGGAUCUGGAAUUAUUCAUCAAAUUAUCCUGGAGAAUUAUGCUUUCCCGGGUCUGCUGAUGAUUGGAACUGACUCCCACACCCCGAACGGUGGUGGUCUCGGUGGUCUCUGCAUUGGUGUCGGUGGAGCUGAUGCCGUUGAUGUGAUGGCUAACAUCCCGUGGGAGCUGAAAUGUCCUAAUGUUAUUGGCGUACAUUUGACUGGAAAGAUUAGCGGAUGGACAUCACCGAAGGAUGUCAUCUUGAAGGUUGCCGACAUCUUAACCGUCAAGGGCGGUACCGGAGCCAUCAUUGAAUAUCAUGGCAAGGGGGUUGAAUCGAUUUCUUGCACCGGAAUGGCUACUAUUUGUAACAUGGGUGCGGAAAUUGGCGCCACGACUUCAGUCUUCCCCUUCAACAAGCGCAUGGUAGAUUAUCUUGGAGCAACCGGACGUGCUUCUAUUGCUAGUGAAGCAAAGAAAUACGAAAAGUCCGUUCUUUCUGCCGAUGCUGGAGCGAAAUACGACGAGCUUAUCGAAAUCAAUCUUGAUACUUUGGAACCACAUGUGAACGGUCCGUUCACUCCGGAUCUGGCUCAUCCUAUUAGCAAACUUGGAGCCAAUUCUAAGAAGAACGGGUAUCCACUGGACAUUCGCGUUGGUCUGAUUGGAUCGUGCACCAACUCUUCCUACGAGGACAUGGGCCGAUGUGCUUCGAUUGCCAAGAAUGCGAUGAAGCACGGUCUCAAGUCGAAGAUCCCCUUCAACGUCACCCCCGGAUCGGAACAGAUUCGAGCCACCAUCGAGCGAGAUGGCAUUGCUAAGGUAUUCAAGGAGUUUGGUGGAACCGUACUAGCUAACGCUUGUGGACCAUGCAUUGGGCAGUGGGAUCGAAAAGAUGUGAAGAAGGGCGAUAAGAAUACUAUUGUGACCUCGUAUAACCGAAACUUCACUGGACGUAACGACGCUAACCCCGCAACGCACUGUUUCGUUACUAGCCCCGAACUCGUGACGGCCCUAUCGAUUGCUGGACGGUUGGACUUUAACCCGUUGACUGACGAACUGACUGGAAAGGAUGGAAAGAAGUUCAAAUUGGAUGCGCCCUUCGGUGAUGAGUUGCCCCAGAAGGGAUUCGAUCCUGGUAUGGAUACCUACGAAGCUCCCCCAUCGGACGGCAAAUCGGUCCGCGUCGACGUUGACCCCAAGAGCCAGCGUUUGCAGCUUCUGGAACCUUUCGAAACAUGGGACGGUAAGGAUUUGACCGAUUUGACCGUGCUGAUCAAGGUCAAGGGCAAGUGUACUACUGAUCAUAUUUCUGCCGCCGGACCAUGGUUGAAGUAUCGUGGCCAUCUAGACAAUAUCUCCAACAACAUGUUCAUUGGUGCCACCAACAUCGAAAAUAACGAAAUGAACAAAAUCAAGAAUCAAGUCAACGGAGAAUGGGCUGGGGUGCCGGACGUUGCCCGCUUCUACAAAGCCAAGGGUAUCCGCUGGGUUGCCAUCGGCGACGAAAACUACGGCGAGGGCUCGUCCCGCGAACAUGCCGCUUUGGAACCCCGUCAUCUCGGUGGCCGUGCCAUCAUUACCAAAUCUUUCGCUCGUAUCCACGAAACCAACCUGAAAAAGCAGGGCAUGCUUCCGCUGACCUUCGCCAAUCCGGCUGAUUACGAUAAGAUCCAACCCCACUCCAAGAUCUCACUGCUCGGAUUGGCUAACCUGGCACCGGGCAAGCAGGUUGACUGUGAAAUUAAAACCGACGGCAAGGUGGAUAAAAUCAAGUUGAACCACUCGUUCAACGAACAACAAAUUGCCUGGUUCAAAGCCGGAAGUGCACUGAACCGCAUGAAGCAGUUGGCUAAAAAUUAAGCAUCGAAUCUGUUUGCCCAAACCGCGCUUGCUUAAAACUCAAACGUUGGUGCGGCGAAACAAAACUGAAUUAUAAGAACGAACGAAUUCUCCUCCUCGGGUGCACAGUAUCAAGUGGGGGAGAUUAUGUCAGUGGUACUAUUCAUACUAGCGAAAACGGGGCUAAUUUGAGAAGAAUUAAGAAAGCAUCUACUUAAACGUAACCCUCCCAUCACUAGAAGUCAAAGUUUUAUACGGUAGAGUGAAUCUUUAUUUGUAAAUAGAUUAUACCUAACUAGCAAAAUCAAGAACCUAAUUCUUAGGUCAACACAAAAGCUACAAUUUAGAUGUUCUAAUAUAACUAUUCAAUGAUAAUGUUUGACCAAAUAUUAAUUAUGUUUUGUUUGUAUUAGCAUCCGAAUCAGUGUCAAUUUAACUCAAAAUUUGUACCUAUUUCAUUGAUUUAAUGGAAGAACAGUUUAUUCUGCGCAUGCGACAAUAAAAUACGUUGAAAAUA